Molecule: messenger RNA, 2457 nt
Organism: Macadamia integrifolia
Lineage: Eukaryota; Viridiplantae; Streptophyta; Magnoliopsida; Proteales; Proteaceae
Product: G-type lectin S-receptor-like serine/threonine-protein kinase LECRK2
Exons: 2
Coding region: 1-2457 (818 amino acids)
Biological process (GO): protein phosphorylation
Molecular function (GO): ATP binding; protein serine/threonine kinase activity
Source: RefSeq, a predicted model, not a curated record
AUGGAGAGCGAUGCAUACAUGCCCAUCGACAAACAAAAGGCCAAGGUCUUACCCGAUUAUGAGACUGAAUUUAACGUAAGCUUGGGUGAAUCUCUCUCUGCCGGCGGUAGCAGUAACUCUUCAUGGCUUUCUCCUUCAGGUGAAUUUGCCUUCGGCUUUCAACCCAUCAACAAUACGGCCAAUGCCUUCUUGCUUGCCAUCUGGUUUGAUAAAAUACCUGAGAAGACUAUAGUUUGGUAUGCAAAUGGAGAUAAUCCAGCACCCACAGGAUCAAAAGUUCAGCUUACCAAUGAUGGUAACCUUGAGCUCAAUAGCCCUCAAGGAGAUGUUUUAUGGAAGGCAGAAUCCAUUCUUGGUGUUGUCACCUAUGGUGCAAUGCUUGACACUGGCAACUUUGUGUUGGUGGAUGCAAACUCUGUACAUGUAUGGGAGAGCUUCAAAUACCCAACUGAUACCAUCCUUCCUACCCAGAUAUUAGAAAUGGGUACCGUGGUUUCUGCUCGAAUACAAAGCAACUACUCCAGAGGAAGGUUCCAGCUCCAACUGCUUACUGAUGGUAAUCUCGUUCUCAAUACUGUAUCAUUACCAAAACAUUUCGCCUAUGAUUCUUAUUAUUCAAGCAACACUUCUGGUUCUGAUAAUCAACUUGUCUUCAAUGAGACUACAUCCACCAUUUAUAUCCAAAGCACUAGUAAUGGAACCAUAUUAUUGGACCUCACAGUUGGUAGCACUAUACCCUCUACCAAAACCCAUUACCAUAGAGCAACCAUUGAUUUUAAUGGUAUUUUCACUCUAUAUGCUUGUCCGAGGACAACGAAGACGACUUCGAGUUGGUCCAUUGUCUGGUCUAUGCCUGAUGAUAUAUGUUCUUUUUAUAGUCCUUAUGAGGGAGAAGGGAUUUGUGGGUAUAACAGUAUCUGCAAGCUUGUGCAAAGUCGACCUGUUUGUGAAUGCCCAACUCAAUAUAAAUUGGUUGAUCCAAACGAUAUAUUGAGUGGCUGUGAACCUGACUUCAUACUACCAGGAUGCUAUGCAAAUGAAUCAGGAUCCCUAACUGAGACGAUUUUGUAUAGGAUGGACGAGAUGCUUGACACAGAUUGGCCUUAUACAGGUGUUUAUCAAAGGCUGGAACCAUUUACUGAAAUAGAAUGCCAAAAUGCUUGCUUGGAUGAUUGUCAAUGUGCAGUUGCCAACUUCUUAGACGGGAGCUGUUGGAAGAAGAGCCUACCAAUUAGAUUUGGGAGACAGAAGAGUGGUCUAAUGGUGAAAGCUUUAAUCAAAGUCUCAGCAGCUAAUUAUACCCAGAGAAUACCUCAUCCUCCUUCAGUUCCAGUAGAUGUUAAUAAUCCACCUGGGUCUUCAAAUCCUAAUAGAGAGGAGAAAGAUCAAGGUUUGUUCAGUGUUGUUGCAGCUGUGCUAUUAGGUAGUUCAAUAUUUUUCAAUUUAAUUUUUGUAGUUGCAAUUUUUACUGGAGUUUUGAUGUACCACAAGAUGAAAUCAAAAGGAAAGGUACAACAAAAUCCAAUUUCUGUUGAAACAAAUCUGCAUUCUUUUACUUACAAAGACCUGGAAGAGGCUACAGAUGGAUUCAAGGAAGAGCUGGGAAGGGGAGCUUUUGGUGUUGUCUAUAAAGGGGUCUUAGGUUUGGAUUCUAAACUUGUAGCUGUAAAAAAGCUAGACAAAUUGGUACAAGAGGGAGAUAAGGAGUUUAAGACUGAAUUGAGCGUGAUUGGCCAGACCCAUCAUAAGAAUCUAGUCAAAUUGGUUGGAUUCUGUGAGGAAGGACAGCAUAGACUCCUGGUGUAUGAGUUCAUGAGCAAUGGCAGUUUAGCAAGCUUCCUAUUUGGAUCUUCAAGGCCAGAUUGGAACCAAAGAACCCAGAUUGCAUUUGGUAUUGCAAGAGGGCUUAUGUAUUUGCAUGAAGAGUGCAGUGUCCAGAUCAUCCACUGUGAUAUAAAGCCUCAAAACAUACUUCUUGAUGACUCUUACACAGCAAGGAUUUCUGACUUUGGAUUGGCCAAGCUCUUGAUGACUGACCAGAGUCGAACUAACACAGCCAUUAGAGGGACCAAAGGCUAUGUUGCAUCUGAGUGGUUCAGGCACAUGCCUAUCACAGUGAAAGUAGAUGUGUAUAGCUUUGGUGUCAUGCUUUUGGAGAUCAUUUGUUGUCGGAGAAGUGUUGACCUAGAAAUAGGUGAUGAUGAGAGAUCCAUUCUGACCGAUUGGGCUUAUGAUUGCUAUCGAGAUGGAAGGCUAGAUGCUCUGGUGGAGAAUGAUAUGGAAGCCAUAAAUGAUAUUGGAAGGCUAGAGAGGUUACUGAAGGUAGCAAUUUGGUGUAUUCAAGAAGAGCCAUCACUAAGACCCACUAUGAAGAAGGUUGUACAAAUGCUAGAAGGAAUUGUUGAAGUUUAUGUGCCCCCACACCCUUAUCUUUUCAACCAAGUUGUUGAAACUUAA